This is a messenger RNA of Astyanax mexicanus (Mexican tetra), 2854 nucleotides long. RefSeq names its product E3 ubiquitin-protein ligase MARCHF9. The coding region runs from base 1623 to 2639 and encodes 338 amino acids. Lineage: Eukaryota; Metazoa; Chordata; Actinopteri; Characiformes; Acestrorhamphidae. The transcript has 4 exons. The record is from RefSeq and is a predicted model, not a curated record. Gene Ontology annotation, molecular function: ubiquitin-protein transferase activity; zinc ion binding. Gene Ontology annotation, biological process: protein ubiquitination.
UUAAAAAAAAAUCGGUAUCUCGGACAGGGGCGCUCGAGCCACUGCGCAGAAUAACAACAGAACCGAGGUUUGUUUUUUAUAGAGAUGGGGAGCUCGCGCCCGAGGGUUCCAGCCGCAGGUUAGAGAACCUGCGCGCCUCAGCCGCCGGUGCUGCUCCUGUGCGCGGGCCCCCGCCGCCGCCGCCGCGCUGAACGGGAGGUAGGGAUGCUGCGCUCGUGCCACCGCUGCUGCUGCUGCUGCCGUUGUUGUUGUUGUUGUGGUUCCGGUCUCGGUGCAGGCGGUCGGCGCGGCAGCCCAGCAUGUAAUCGCGGGGAUUUCACGCGCGGUGGGGUCGUCGUCCGUGCGGGCAUAAACCCGGAGAACCCUCAGCUGCGGGCACGCUAACAGAUUACACGGUGAGCCACGACUGAUCCGGGACCGAUCCGGGACCUGUCAUCAGUGCACUGGGCCUAGAGAACCGGAGAACCAACCAAGAACCUGUGUCUCCACAAAAACCCAAAUGGAGCCAGGGUUCUAAAGGUUCUCCUUGACUUUGUGGACUUCUAUUGUUUUUUGUAAAGCUUUGUGAGAAACAUCCUGGAACUGAACUGGAGAACCAAUACCUGUGUGACAGGUUUACACAAGCAGGAGCACUACUGUGGAAACAGAACCGGUUCUGAAGGUUCUCCCAGCCCUUGUGAGGUGCCUUUAGGCCUAGAAAUAGCUCCAUAGCUCCAUUGUGAGGAUCACCCUGGAUCUGAACUGGAGAACCAAAAUUUGUGUAUUUACUGAAACCCAGGUUCUAAAGGUUCCUCUUGCUCCUAGAAACAACCUAGGAGAACAUCUGUCAUUGCAAGGUCUGUGCUGGACCUAGUCUGGAGAACCAACAUCUCUGUGCACUUUUUAAGCACUUGAGUGGAACAAAGGUUUUUUCUGCCUUUUGGACUGUUUUUUUUUACACAUUGUGAAAAACAAUUGUCAAGCAAAACAUCCUAAAAUCUGUUCUGGACCUGAACUGUUGAGCCAAAACCUCUCUACACAUGCACUCCAGUGGAACCAAGGUCUGUAGGUGUUAUCUGUGUUUGUGGAGUGAUAUCUUAGGCCUAGCUCCAUAGCAUUGAGAGAACUGGAGAACCAAAACCUCUGUCUGCACAACCACAUCAGUGGGACCAAGAUUCUAAAGGUUCUCCCUGCCUUUGUGGACUGCUGUAAUUUUUAAGCAUUGUGAGGAUCAUCCUGGACCUGGACUGGAAAACCUAAACUUUACCUUCCUACUAGGAACAUCCAAGGAGAACAUCUAAGCAUAUGUGCUGGACCUAAACUGGAGAACCAAAGCACCUGUCUGCACAAGCACUUCAGUGGAACCGAGGUUCCGAAGGUUCCACCUGCUCUAUCUCCAUAGUCUAUAGCAUUUGAGCAUCGUCACAUCCUAGGAGAACAUUUUAGUGUCCACUGCUGCUGCACCAACAACAAUACCAACUUUGACACCCACAACAACCAUUACUUCAUCAGAGUAAGGCUUGAUCAACCUCGUUCCAGUUGAUGCCACUUUUGACCCUUCAUCCUCUUACCUCCUGACCCCCCCCAAACCCCCACCGCCCAAUACUCCUCUAGUUCCAUGCACACUUGAAUUCUAUUUCAGCAUGUUCAAGUACCGGAUCCGCAUGCUCCUCAACGAGCUGAAGGUGCUCGUGCUGAUGCGCUCGGGCUCCAGCUCUGGCUCCAGCCCCAGCUCGAGGCGCCGGGAGCCUGGCUCGGACCUUGGGGGCCUUGGGCCCUGUGGCUGGCCACCCUUUGGCUGCUCCCCACCUGACGAUGAGGAGGAGUACUACGGGGCCGAGCCGCGGCCGCGAAGCCUGGCACUUGAGCAGAGGAAGAAGCAGGCUGAACUGGAUGCUGUGUCUCUAGCGGGCAGCACCGAGAGUGGCUCGAGGUCACCACAGUGCCGGAUCUGUUUCCAGGGUCUUGAGCAGGGCGAGUUGUUAAGUCCGUGUCGGUGUGCUGGUUCUGUGCGCUGUACCCACCAGCCCUGCCUCAUCCGCUGGAUCAGCGAGCGCGGGUCCUGGAGCUGCGAGCUUUGCUACUUCAAAUACCAGGUCCUGGCCAUCAGCACCAAGAACCCUCUGCAGUGGCAGACCAUCUCCCUGACGGUGAUCGAGAAGGUCCAGAUUGCCGCCAUCAUCCUGGGCUCGCUCUUCCUCAUCGCCAGUAUCUCCUGGCUGGUGUGGUCGUCUCUCAGCCCUUCGGCCAAGUGGCAGCGGCAGGACCUCCUCUUCCAGAUCUGCUACGGCAUGUACGGCUUCAUGGACAUAGUCUGCAUAGGCCUUAUAAUCCACGAGGGUUCUUCGGUGUAUCGAAUAUUUAAGCGCUGGCAAGCCGUCAACCAACAGUGGAAGGUCCUGAACUAUGAAAAGGCCAAAGAUCUAGGAGACCCUCUCAGCUCCAGCAGUAAAGCUGGGGGGGUCCGAGGGUCCAGGAGCUUGCCCCACAACUCUGGCCUGAGCGGCCGAGCAGGUCGAGCUGGGCAGCGGAUUAGGACUAUACUGAACCACCACUGUGGGUACACGUUACUGCACAUUCUCAGCCAACUGCGGCCUAGCGACCAUCGCCUCGGCACCGCCACCAACCGCGAGGUUGUCAUGAGGGUCACAACGGUAUGAGACCUGAGAAAACACCUGGGAGAGAACUCUCAGACACUUAGAAAACGGGGCACUGGAACUGACAUGACCCCAUUGCCCUGGAUCCGGAUAAAAGAAAAAGAGAAAUAUAAAAAAAAACUGAAAUUAGGGUUGGGUUUGGCCCUGGACUGGUCUCUUUGUCUGGUUAGAUUGUAAAGUGACUUUUGCUCUUUUUAAGCACCAGACUUUAAAAAACA